Messenger RNA from Mycena citricolor, 812 nucleotides. The record is from the annotation of a GenBank genome assembly. NCBI's taxonomy places the organism in Eukaryota, Fungi, Basidiomycota, Agaricomycetes, Agaricales, Mycenaceae.
UCCUUCGGAAUAACGGGGGCAUACACGGAAAGCUCUUUUCACACAGUCGUUGCCUGUCCUCGUUGCUCCUGCGGCCAAGCCUGGAGCUUGCCUCGAGUCCAGGGAUGCCGAAGAUGGUCAGUGAUGUGACCGCGCUUUGUCUGAAGCUGACACAUUCUGCGAAUUCCUCCGUUACAGCUGCCGUACAGCAUCAUCAUCAUCACGAACAGGCUGCCCACCCAACGCUGCAGAAUGACAUCAGCACCGCGGCUGUGCUGCUCAGAUCAAGGGUCACCCCUCUGCGCCUGCGUGACGCUUCUGACACAGCACGGCCUCUUAGCGUGCACACACAGAUCCCAGCAUGAAAUCCCCGUCAUCGGGAUGACUCGCUGUUCAUUUUCUGACCGCCGUGUUCCGCUGCAACGAGGCCGUAGUACGAGGCGGCCGUGACACAGGCCUCACCAAGCGAUGGUCGCCUCAUGCUUGCGACGGGGUAUUUAAGACGACGAGGAGGCGGGGUGGAUUAACCACAAUCUCAUCCAAUCUCCAAUGGCAAACACUCUCCAAUCGUUCGUCGUGACCGGCGCCAACCAAGGUCUGGGCUACCACACCGUGCACCAGAUCGCACAGAAGCCGCACAACCUCGUGUUCCUGGGCUCGCGCCGCCUCGCCGCGGCGGAGGCAGCCAUCGCCAGCUUCGCGGCGGACAUCCACCCCACGUCGGUGGUCCUGCCGCUGUACAUCGACAUCACGAACGCAAAGACGGUGGCGGAUGCGGCCGCGGUCGUGGCCGCAGCGCUGAAGGAGCGGGGCCUGUCCGGGCUGGACGUCCU